Molecule: messenger RNA, 2311 nt
Organism: Triplophysa rosa
Lineage: Eukaryota; Metazoa; Chordata; Actinopteri; Cypriniformes; Nemacheilidae
Product: MOB kinase activator 2
Exons: 5
Coding region: 242-958 (238 amino acids)
Biological process (GO): signal transduction; positive regulation of protein phosphorylation
Cellular component (GO): nucleus; cytoplasm
Molecular function (GO): protein kinase activator activity
Source: RefSeq, a predicted model, not a curated record
UGUCUGACUGCUUCACCAGAGAAAAGAAGACGCAGCCUGAGGUGUAGAGCACACAAAGAACGGCCGAGAGAACAGGACCAUUGCGAGAAAAUGCAGGACGGGGAAAGAGAGAGCUCGUGAAAUUAGACCACCAGGACGGACCCUUACGGACGUAAUGUAAACACGGACGGUAUGCGUGUGAGAGACUGCUGGGAGUUGAUGGUCUGAAUGAGGUCGUCUUUGGGAGUUUUUGAGUGUGUUAAUGGGUAGACGUGUUCUGGAUAUGGGGGGAUGUCAGAGCAACGGCAGCUCUGAUGAAGAGGAUGUCAAUGUUCUGAAGGCAAACCACACCAACAUCAGCCUGUUUAAAGUAAAAAACAACGGUCUACAUCUAGUCCUGUCCGCUGAGGUUAAACCAUACCUGAAAGAUCAUUUUCUGUCUAAACGCAUCACUGACGUCGACCUUCUGACCCUCUCUGCUCUUCCACAUGGACUUGACCAGCAGGAGUGGAUCGCAACACACACUGUCUCGUUCUUCCAAAACAUAAAUGUCCUCCUCAGCGCUCUGUCUGACUUCUGCUCCAUGACAACAUGUCCGACAGCCAUGGGCCCCAAAAACACUCUGUAUGAAUGGACGGAUGAUCGGGGCAGAAAGUUGAAGUGUGUUGCUCCGGUCUACAUUGACUACGCCAUGUGUUACAUCCAAGAGCUUCUGACAGAUGAGCGUGUGUUUCCUGCUAAAACAGGUUUACCAUUUUCACCUGGAUUCAUGUUUCUGAUUCAGAAGGUCUUUGUAUUGCUCUUCCGUACCCUGGCUCACAUGUUCAGUGCACAUUACCAGGACAUCAUCGCCAUGGAGUUACAUCCUCACCUCAACACGCUCUUCUUACACUUCAUCACCUUCAGCCACACGUUUAGACUGCUGGACCCCGCGGAGACAGCGCCUAUCGAUGACCUCAUCACUGUGCUCACACACUGAAAACAUUUAGACACAGGUUCAAAAAAUCUAAGACUCAUACACACAGAAACUGUGAUUUUUACUAAUGAACAGAAAUAACGCGUCAGUCAACUACAUACUGGGCUUUGAUUGGACAGUUCAGUAGGUUUCCACACCCACAGAAGCUGUGAACUCCGCCUUCUAACAACUGACAGUUCUUGGGAAUCUACACUAUUUUCCAUCAAGCGUGCCAUGCAAAUUCCAGCCGCAUUCUUUAUCAACAUUUGUCUGCAACAACAUUUAAAAAUAUGACAGCUAUUUUGUCCGGUACAACGGAGACACUUAUUAUCAGAUAUUUUUGUCUGACAUGCUUUCUGGCGUAAAAUGAAAGUUGGCGGCUGGGUGUGUGUUGGUCAUCGGUCCAAAAUGCAAACAUAAAACAUCUUGUGGAAGCUUCAAUGCAGACAACACAAUGUGUUAGGGUGUAAAUGAAAAUGCUACAUGAUGUAGCGAACAACCGGAUGUGAAUCACUGACAACAAGUCAUUCACAAAUGCCAUUUCACACAAACAUGCAUCCUCUCUCAAUUCAGAAAUAUAAUCAAUAAUAUAUAAUAAUAUAAUUUAAGCAACAAAUACUGUGAUAUGUUAAUAUAUCACAUACAUUUCUCAUAUUGGUUUGUGUUUAUCUUCACACAGGUGAACAUGUUUGUGUUGCUUUCUGUUCAUGCAUGUAUCAAGUGGUCAGAAGAAUUAAGGUUUGUAUGGAAAAGAGAUCAGAUUUUCUGCUUCAUCCAGAGCAUAAAUGAAUGCUCAUGAAUGAACAGCCCUUAGGAUACACACACACACUUCUCUGUUUGCGAUCUGGUCUGACUGGUUCCCAAGAGGAAUUAGAUAUCUUUAUAAACACACACAAUAUAUUCAGUCUUUGUUCUGCAUGAAUACAGUUAUUACUAUCAUUUUAUCUUGUGCAAAGUGUUUAAGCGACAAUUUUGAAUAUCAGAAUUACUGACUCUUACAUAUUUCUCUCUCAAACAUGUUUUUGUGUUACUGGAACACAUUGACAUGACAAUUGAAGACUGUAUUUGAGAUUUUAGUGUUCUGUGCUGUAUAUACUGUAUACUACCUACUUUUUAAAAAGAAACAUGUGAAAUAGUGUGUAGUAUACAACAAUAAACAUUUCAAACUGUGAUGCGUUAUAUUGUUCUAACAUGUCCCGUCCAAGAUUGAUAUUUAUAAUUCAGCGAGUAUAAAUGAGCAUAACUGUGUUGUUCCUGCAGGGGGCAGCAAAGGGUUUCAGCAGCCCAACGUUUUAAAAGGACUUUCCAUAGAUCUAAUAAUUUGUAUACUGUACAAAUUGUAUUUUCAAUCCCUCACCCUACCCCUAAACCUAUCUA